CUUUGUUUGUGUGCUUGUGGGCAUCAUGCGAAGGAUGGGAGGUCCCCUAUUCCCUACAAAUUGAGUCAGCAAGAGAGAAGGGCCAACCAUUGAAGAUAAGCAAACCCGCUAUGAGAAACCAAAUCGGACACGUGUCCACCUGAUAUUUCAUUCUUGAUUUUCCUCAAAAAUACUACUAACAGUCUUGGGUUCUUUUCUUCAAAGUCUCAAAAGGGUCGUUGGGAUAUUAAGCUCCGCUGCUUUCAAAUUGACAAAGUACCAACCUUUAUCCUCAAUUUCCAAGAUUAAAGUUUGCUGCAGAAAAAGGAAAGAAAAUUCAAUGGCGACUGCUUCUUCUUUGGGUUCAUCAACUCUGUUACAAUCCCAAAUUAGUGGAUUUGGCGGGAGUCAAAAGCUUCAAAAGACUUCUUCCUCCAACCCCAAUUCACUAACUUUCACCAGGAGGAGAGUUCAAACUGUGGUGAAGGCUUCUUCUCGGGUGGAUAAGUUCUCGAAAAGCGACAUUAUUGUAUCUCCAUCCAUCCUUUCUGCUAACUUUUCGAAAUUAGGAGAGCAGGUGAAAGCAGUUGAACAGGCAGGCUGCGACUGGAUUCAUGUAGAUGUGAUGGACGGUCGAUUUGUUCCAAAUAUAACUAUUGGACCCCUUGUAGUUGAUUCCUUGCGCCCUAUCACAGAUCUUCCAUUGGAUGUGCAUCUGAUGAUUGUCGAACCUGACCAGAGAGUACCUGACUUCAUAAAAGCAGGUGCUGAUAUUGUCAGUGUUCACUGUGAGCAAUCUUCUACAAUCCACUUGCAUCGUACAAUAAAUCAGAUUAAAAGUUUAGGAGCUAAAGCUGGGGUUGUCCUCAAUCCUGGAACCCCUUUAACCGCAAUUGAAUAUGUCCUUGAUGCUGUUGAUCUGGUGCUGAUUAUGUCUGUAAACCCUGGAUUUGGGGGACAGAGCUUCAUUGAGAGUCAGGUCAAGAAAAUCUCGGACUUGAGAAAAAUCUGCGCUGAGAGGGGAUUAAACCCUUGGAUUGAAGUUGAUGGUGGUGUUGGUCCCAAAAAUGCUUACAAGGUCAUUGAAGCUGGAGCCAAUGCCUUGGUAGCUGGUUCUGCUGUCUUUGGAGCUCCUGAUUAUGCUGAAGCUAUUAAAGGGAUCAAGACAAGCAAAAGGCCUGAAGCAGUUGCUGUAUGAGGUUUCCAUCUACUUGGUUCAAGUCGUCGCAACUGUUAAUACGGAGUUGUUUCUGUGUAUGUUCAUCGUCAAUUACUGAUUUUUCUUCAUCCUUAUCAGUCAAAUUACAUUAAGAUAGUUUUUUGCUUUUCAUUAUCAUAUCAUAAUAACCUUCUGUGAUCAGUAGAGAGAGCCAUGUUUAAGGUUGACCUUCAUAUCUUUGUAUUCAUUACACAUACAAAAAGUCCAUGCCACAUGUAUUUACAACGGAGAGAUGUUAUCCAUAUAUGUUUUACAAGAGGAUCACUUCAGUGGAUUGCAAUUUCACCCUUUAGUUGUUUACAUUUA
This is a messenger RNA of Solanum dulcamara, 1504 nucleotides long. RefSeq names its product ribulose-phosphate 3-epimerase, chloroplastic. Bases 320 to 1177 code for a protein of 285 amino acids. The record is from RefSeq and is a predicted model, not a curated record. NCBI's taxonomy places the organism in Eukaryota, Viridiplantae, Streptophyta, Magnoliopsida, Solanales, Solanaceae. Gene Ontology annotation, biological process: pentose-phosphate shunt, non-oxidative branch; pentose-phosphate shunt; carbohydrate metabolic process. Gene Ontology annotation, cellular component: cytosol. The transcript has 9 exons. Gene Ontology annotation, molecular function: metal ion binding; D-ribulose-phosphate 3-epimerase activity.